AUGAACUUCACUGUUGUUCGUCCUAAAUCCCGCUACCAUCCAUAUUCUUCUAAGAAUUACGUCUCGACGCUGGGAGAUCGUGUUUACGGUAGCUCUAAGUUAUCGCGGCCGCUUUGUGAGUCGCUGAGUUGGUCGAAAAGAUGCGAGACACCUGCGAAAUCGGAAUGGAAUUGGGACGAGAUCAAGCUCACCAGUGCUCAAGAGCAAGUCUUCGACAAAAUGGUGGACCACUUGAAAUCAGGCAGUCAGUUCUUUGACUUUCUUUCGGGACUUGCUGGCUGUGGGAAGAGUGUGGUCCUUGGGAAGUUUGCCAACCACGUGCGUUGUCACUAUGGGUACAAGGAGUCUUGUGCCAUCACGGCGUAUACCGGUAUGGCAGCGCAGAACGUUCAAGGAGUGACGCUUCACUCGCUUCUUCGAAUUUUUCCUGGCCAAAAACCGUUCACCCCGUUGAGUAGAGACACAACAAACCAGUUGUUCAACGCUUUGAGUCGUCUCCGUGUACUGAUUAUUGAUGAGAUCAGUCUGAUCUCAGCGCUGUUUCUGGCACAGAUCGAUCACCGGCUCCAGGAAAUCUUUGGAUCUGACAAUCCGUUCGGUGGAGUCUCGGUUGUGGUGUUUGGCGAUUUCCUGCAACUCCCACCGGUCACGUCUUCUCGUGUUCCAGAACACGUUUUCAGCUGCGUACCUGGUGAGUACCGCGCCGUUCGAGCAACUGUCACCCCAAAGUCACCAUCAAGACUUUGGGGGCUCUUCAACAUGUUGGAAUUGGAGGAAAACAUCCGGGCGAAGGAUCGGGAGGAAGCCCGAGUUCUUGCGGCAAUUCGUCUUGGCGAGUGCACCGAAACGAUCAGUGGCUUCCUUCACCACAAAUGCCGGAUGGAUGGAGGCAUGCCAGAAGACAUCUACCGGGAAAUUCGACUUUUGGAAAAUGAAGACCCCGAUAAAGUCUUCAUGGUUCUCGCGAAGACGUGCGCAAUGGUCAAAGCGUUGAACGAAUGGGUAUUCAACCAUUCGAAAAAGCGUAUCGUUUUGGAGCCAAGCACUGAGUCUUCGUUGACUACAACAGGAUUCAGUCUCCGAGGUGAAAGAUGUUCCUUAAAACUGGUUGUUGGCAAGAGAGUCAUGGUGACACACAACUUGCCACUUGAGGGUUUGGCCAAUGGUGUGAUGGCUCGUUUGGUUCGCAACUCUCGGGAAUAUCUGGUGCUGGAAAGACUGGAUAACCAGAAGACUGUGUACCUCGAUCGUAAAUUAUUCACGGAUGGUCAACGAUAUUGGCACCAGUUUCCUGUGGUCAUGGCAGAGGCAAUCACAGUGCACAAAUCCCAAGGCAUGACGUUCGAUGGCGUGGUGAUCGUCACCGAGGGAAUGAAUCGCUGGAGCGGCGGUAUUUUUUAUACCGCUUUGAGUCGAGCGCGUUCCCUGGGGACUUCAAGGAUCGUCGACGUGGAUAAAUCGGCUAGAAUUCAUGAAAAUCGAUACGAAGAGCAGCUACCAGCGAUGAGUCACUAUGUAAACAACGGAUGUGGGUACAGUGUACCUGAGCUUGCUAAGAGAUCAAAACCCCAAAUCUCGCCGACUAUCCGAAGACACUCAUCCAACGUGAAAACGUAUGACGCUAUUCAAUUCCGGGAUAAAUUGAGAAGAGGUGUAUCCCUAGAAAACAUUGGUCCCCAUCGUGUCUGUUUCUAUCCACAACCAACACCAUCCCACCGCAAUCCACCAAACGCAAAUCGUCCGAUUAUAUUCUCAAAGCUCCGACCGUACGCAGGUGAUCCGAUGCAUGCUGCCACGUUGCCAAGAAAUUACGGACUCCACGACACAUCUGCCACGUGGAACGACCGAAUCCUCUACAACAAUAUGGGAGCAUCUACAGUAGGACGAGGAGGUCAAAAUGGGCACAUUGUUCACGGUGGAAGGUGGGUGUUUUGA
Caenorhabditis remanei is the source of this 1935-nucleotide messenger RNA. RefSeq lists its product as uncharacterized. The coding region runs from base 1 to 1935 and encodes 644 amino acids. Gene Ontology annotation, biological process: DNA repair; telomere maintenance. Gene Ontology annotation, molecular function: DNA helicase activity. The transcript is spliced from 11 exons. The record is from RefSeq and is a predicted model, not a curated record. Lineage: Eukaryota; Metazoa; Nematoda; Chromadorea; Rhabditida; Rhabditidae.